AGCAAGAAAUUCAAAAUCUAGUUGAAAAAUAUUCAAAAAACCAAAAAACUAACGAGAGAGCAAGCAUCGACAAGUGUGUCAAGAAAAGCGAAAAAAAAGGACCCGUCCAUCAGCGGCAUCUGAAGACAACGACAGCGACAGCGACAGCGGCAGCAGCAAGAGCAAGGAUGUCGGACAAGCCCAAGGAUCCGGAGCAGCAGCAGGAGGAGCAACAAGGGCAGCAGGAGCCAAAGGAGACUCUCAAGGAGCACGAGUACGAGCGAGAGGAGGUGAAGGUUGAGGUCCAGGUGGAGGCUGAACCAGAAGCCGACCCGGAACUGGAGCCGGAAGGCGGGGGCAGCGUCAGCACCAGCCACACCCAAAGCACCGGCAGUGGCAUGGGCACAGGCGUAGAGGGCCCAGCUGUAGAGUCUGCACCGGGACCUGUCUCUGGAUCGGGAACAGGCUCUGGCUCUGGCACGGGCUCUGGAACAGGCUCCGCAUCGGGCACGGGCCCGGGCUUGGGACCCGGAGCCGUUAAUGCUUCGGCUAAUGGCGGCGGCGCAGAGAUGGAGCGCGACCGGGACAGGGAUUCGCACGGCGACAGAUCCACCCACAGGGAUGAGUUUGGCACCCAGCGUGUCUACAAGAAGACGUCACCCAAUUGUGUGCUCACCCUGUAUCUACCAACCCGCGAGAUCACGCUCACCGGCAACAAUCCAUCCGUGUUGCGUGGCAUUGUCUAUGUCGACCCCAAAGCCAUUCAGGGAUAUCGCGUAUACGCCCAGUUGACGCUCACGUUCCGUUAUGGCCGCGAGGACGAGGAGGUGAUGGGUCUACGAUUCUGCAACGAGGCCAUCAUGUCGCUGCAUCAGAUUUGGCCACGUCUCGAGGAACCAACGCCGGAGUCACUCAGUCCCCUGCAGGAGGCUUUGAUGAAGCGCCUGGGCGAUGGCGCCCAUCCCUUCACCCUGUCGCUAUCCGCCCAUGCCCCGCCCAGUGUGCAGCUGGUCCCGGCCAAGCGAUACUAUGGAGCCCCGAUCGGCACCAGCUACGAUGUCCGCUGCUUCAUUGCGGACAAGACCGAUGAGAAGUUCCAUCGCCGCGCCUCUGUCAAAAUGGGUGUUAGGGUCAUCUAUCGCACGGACGUCUUUCAUCAGAAUCUGGCUCCCGAACACUUUGCCGCUUUUGCUGGUGGCCAGCAUGGUGCCCAGUCACCGCCGGCCAGUGCCACGCCCCCAACCAGUGCUGAGGGUGGUGGUGGCAGCGACCAGCAACAGCAGCAGCAGCAGCAGCAGCCAUUCUGCAAUCCCGGAAAUCCCUGCAACCAUCCUCAUUCCCACUCGCACUCCCACUCGCAGCCUGCCAGCGGAUCAAAGCAAAAGGCCAAAUCCGAGCGGGGUGACUCCUUCCCCAAACUACGCCUCUCACCCAAAUCCUUUCGCUUCAGCGGUCGCUUUGGACGCAGCAAGAGCGAGAUUGAAAAGUGCCCAAAUGAUCCCUUUCACAACUACAGCAAGUCCUUCCAGGAGCACUGUGACAGCAUGUUGCCGCCGCAUACUGGAGCCGGGGUCACCGGCGGCAUAGGCGGCGUUAGCGUGGGUCCUUGCGGCGGUCCUCAAGGUUCUGUGGACAAGCCCUUUUUGCUACACGAUGGACGCGUGGGUCUAAGGGCCAGUUUGGACAAGGGAUGGUACACGCAUGGCGAGGAUGUCAAUGUGACCGUCCAAAUAAGGAACGACAGCCGCAAGACGGUUCGCAAAGUGCGGGUCUGCGCCAUUCAGCACGUGGACGUAUGCAUGUUCAACAAUGGGAAGUUUAAGAAUGUGGUCGCCGACUCGGACAACAUUACACCACCGGUGGAUCGCACUGUGGCCGCCGGGGCCUCCUUGAACACUGUGGUCAAGCUUCGACCGCAGCGUGGUCCCACCAAGAACUGGAUCGCCUUGGAGGAUACACUGCAACGCAGCACAGAGCCGGAGGAGAUCACCGGAGCCAUUGCCGCCUCGGCUAUACGCUCACCGCAUUGUGUUUUCCAGAAUGCCCAACUACUGGCUGGCCAUCCACUGGCCAGUCCCGCUCUGGUGACACCCCAUCCGCAUCAGUACCAGGCGCCGGCAUGCCAGCAGAUUCAGUCGGCCCAUCCUGGUGGCAACUCGAACUCAUCCGGCGGCACCGAGGAGCGCAAUGUCUUUGCCAUCUAUGUUUCGUAUUAUGUCAAGGUGAAGCUUACCCUUAGUGGCAUGGGUGGUGAAUUGUCGCUAAAGUUGCCCUUUGUCCUGGUCCAUGUGGAUGAGACACAGCGUCCUGGCUUUGCCUCGGCCACCCUGGGUGAGUUGCGGAUGGAAAUGGAGCGCCUGGCUCUGCAGGAUGUGCCUGUGGGCAGGCGAAAUGGACGGCGGCAGAACUCCUCGAAUGCUGCUGGCGGUGCCACCUCAGAGAUUGGCGACGGACCCUCCACCAGUGCCGCCGCCGCCGCUGCUGCUGCAGCUCAGGCUCAAAGUGCAUCGCACCUGGACAGGAUUGAGAGUGUAGACGAUGAGUUCAAUAUCCGUGUGCCAGUGCCAAGGAAUGGCUCUCACAAGCGUCGCCUGCAGCGCAGUGAGACACUGGCCCGCGAUCUCGAGGAGCAGGGCCCAACAGCCGAGGAGGCGGAUGAGGAUGAAGUGGAGCAGGAGGAGCAUAUUGUUCAGAUCCAUCUGGAGCAGGUCUCGCCCGACCGUGAUGAGGUGCAGCAGGAGCAGAGGGAGCGACAGGAGCAGCGAGAGCAGCCAGAGGGCCGUGCCCGAGGUCCUGGAGCCGAGACGGGCGCAGUGCCCAAGUCAUCGAAUGUGUGAUUCUGAUUGUGGUCCCAGAUGUUUGCCAAGCGCAAGAGAAAGCCAUAAGGAAGGCACAAGACACUAGGAAGCUGAAGCGUUACUAUCCCGAGUCCUGAUUCCCCUCAUCCCGCAUCCCCUGUUCCCUUAUUUUGGCAGGACUGGAAUCAAUCUGGCUUUGUGUUAAAAUCCAGGAUUAUCAAAGAUCUCUUUCUCAUUUCCAGAUCCAGAUCGAUUUCAGAUUGCAUUCCUCUCUUGUAUCUUGUAUACCCUUACACACACAUUCAUAUACAUUUAAUCAAAAUUAAGAUAUAGAUAUAGUAAGAGGAUAUAGGAUAUGCAGACAAGUUGGAGGCCAUCUCCGCAUCAGUUCGAUUUGUAUUUGUCAUAAAAACCAGUUGAUCCACCAGGGGAUCUGGCCAGAAGGCCUGGAAGAGUUAGCUCUGUUCUGGAAACGGAAGCCAGAAGUAGUAGAGUUACCCGAGUGUACAUUUAAUACGAAAAUGUUUCAGUUCCGGUUUCACAAGUCACAAGUUAGAAGGCAGGAUAUAUGAUAUAUACAUACAUAUGUGUAAGGAGUCAAAAAUGAGGAGUACAAGCCAAAGGACAGACGCUACUUAAAGUUGAGCUUAUCUUAAGCAGACGAAGGUUUCCAAGAAAGGAGAGCAGGAGGUGCCAGAUGUAACGAUCUACAAAUGACGGAAGACGAAUCUCGGCAACGAGUAACUAUCCAAACGAAAGACAGACGAUGGACAUAGAGAGACAUGAGACAAACGACCCACAAAGACCGAGUAAUGAGUAGCGAGUCCAUAGAGUUUAGGACAUAGGGAUUAGGACAUUCGAAUGGCAGGCACAUUGAUGUAUUAGUUAGCUUUGGCAUUCCCUAGGAAUCAGACAAUGAAUUAAGGGUGAAAUUUUUUGCAGAUUGAUCGUAAUCGAAAGCGAAAGCGAAACCGACGAAUGAGUUGAACUUGAAGCCGAGCUAGAUAUAGUCACUAAUUAGUAAGGAUUAUCAUUUGAUAUUAGCCAUGCAAUGCGUUGAAAUUGAUGAUAUUGACGAUGAUGUCAAGGGAUUUUGGUCUUGAGCCAGCCAGUAUUAGCUCUGAAAUAAAGGAGAAUGGAGAUGAGGACAGGAGUUUUGGAGCAAGCCAACCCAGAGACACAUCCAAGUAUACACAUAUAGAUCGUAAGUGAAUGUAAAGUCCAUAUGCAUGUACAAGUAAUCGAUGUAUCGGCACCCUUAGGGUGGCUCGACAAUUACCUAAUUAAUCACAUUAUAUACACACAUAUAUAUUUACCAAAUAUUAAAUGUUUGAUGUGUAUUUACAAAGUGACAAUGAAAUCUUACAGAGGCCAAAAGGGCGACGAUACACACGAAACCCAUAGACCUACUGCUACACACAAAGUACCAUAAUAUAUCAUAUACAUAUAUUUGUGUGAAAAUCUCGUUUCGGUUUCAAACUGACGAAAGAUAGUAUUUACCAAUCACUUGCCCACACUUAUAGACAACCAGAAAGGCGGUUAGCAGAGCCCCAAAUACAUACACAUACAUAUAUUGGUAGUUUUAGGUUAAUUAAGCUGAGAAAACAUGAAUGGUGGUGAACAGGCAUUGGGCAGGCAGCAAAGGAUAUUCAUAUAUCCAGUAUUGUUCCGAAAAGUAGUCUCUACACAUAGCUAUAGUUUUUGAGAUCGUAUUGCCAAUCCAACGAUGAUGUGGAGUCGGGUCCUGUGCCCCAGAAAUGACAGAUGAUGAAGGAGAAAGGAAAGAUUAAGUCCCAGUGGAAAUCGAAGAUUUUUAAUGUUAGUUUCUAAGGCAAAAAAUGAAUAUCCAUACACUAUACAAUACCGAUUCUAUAUCCGUGUAUCUGUGUCUAUGAUUAAUGUGCAACAUUGAAUACAUUUCAACAAUUGAAUAAACAAGAAUUUAUUGAUGUAGAACGCUACGCUCGGCUUAAAGGACGAUUAAACAUAGAUAUUCGGAUAUGCAGAUCUACUAUACCUAUAUACUAUAUUCAUAUAGAUAUAUAUUAUUGAUGUCAGUGUGUUGCUUUGACAAGCCAAGCUACUAACUAAACAAAAAUUAAUACAAAAAAAAAACUUAAAUGUGAUGCAUUUCUAUGUGAGUACACGAAUAAUAUUUAGCAUAAACACCACCCAGAAAUCCAACCUUCAAUCUUGAUCCAAGCGCCGCGCCAAUCUUUUCCACUUUACGAGCUGGACUCUAGCCUGGACCCACCCCCCAAUCCUAAUCUGUCCUGUCCCGUCUCCUCCCCAGCUUACCCCUCUGUUCUGUCACCAGGCCACCAGCCAGCGGCCACCAGAUAGCCACCAGAGCCACUUGAUUGAUGAUGGAUCCUGGCGGGUGGCCAGUCACCAGUGGGCGGUGCAAAACGGGCGGAGCCUGGUGGCAGACAGACCGCAUUAGGACAUCCGAAAACAUAAUGAAAUA
This is a messenger RNA of Drosophila serrata, 5244 nucleotides long. RefSeq lists its product as uncharacterized. Gene Ontology annotation, molecular function: G protein-coupled receptor binding. NCBI's taxonomy places the organism in Eukaryota, Metazoa, Arthropoda, Insecta, Diptera, Drosophilidae. Gene Ontology annotation, biological process: G protein-coupled receptor internalization; signal transduction. The record is from RefSeq and is a predicted model, not a curated record. Gene Ontology annotation, cellular component: cytoplasm.